Molecule: messenger RNA, 929 nt
Organism: Anopheles bellator
Lineage: Eukaryota; Metazoa; Arthropoda; Insecta; Diptera; Culicidae
Gene: mgr
Product: prefoldin subunit 3
Exons: 2
Coding region: 256-828 (190 amino acids)
Biological process (GO): protein folding; microtubule-based process; tubulin complex assembly
Cellular component (GO): prefoldin complex; cytoplasm
Molecular function (GO): tubulin binding
Source: RefSeq, a predicted model, not a curated record
UUUCGAUAGCAUGUUUCUUUCUCGGUCGAUUAACGGUGCCGUAGCGUUUCGCCUUGUUUGGCAACCCGGUCACUAGAAGCAAUGUGAUGGAUGGAAUUUGACAGUCCUUCCCGAGAGCGUAAAAAUUUUGCUCCCCGAAAAGCCGCACUUGGCGAUUGAUGUGUUUUCCGUGAUUCCUUCGUCAGCGAACGUAUCGACCAACCGGACACCCGUUAUUUUGAUCCCGAACGGAACACUCUUCUCACAGGCCACAACAUGCAGGUGGUCGAAUUGCCGAAGCUAGAGAAGGAUCAAAAAUCAUAUGCGGGCAUUCCGGAGGCCGUGUUCGUGGACGAUGUGGAGCAGUACAUGGAAGACUCGGCCAACGGGGACAGCGUCGAGAAGGUGCUCAAAAACUUUGACGAACAGCACAGCAAAUACCGGUUCAUGGAAUACAACAUGAUCUCGCGCAAACGUCGGCUGCGGCAGCAGAUCCCGGACCUGACCAAAAGCCUCGACAUGAUCCAGAUCCUGCGAGCACAGAAGGAAGACCAGGAAACACAGUUUCUGCUCAGCGAGCAGGUGUUCGUGAAAACCAACAUGCCGCCGACCCAAACGGUGUGCCUGUGGCUGGGCGCCAACGUAAUGCUCGAAUACCCGCUCGAUGAAGCCGAGGAGUUGCUCCGCCAGAACAAGCAUGCGGCCGAAACCAAUCUGCUGUGCUUCGAGCACGAUCAGGACUUCUUGCGCGACCAAAUAACGACCAUCGAGGUUAACAUGGCACGGGUGCACAAUUACGACGUAAAAAAGCGGCAGGCACAGAAGGCAUCGGGCGAGGACAAGUCGUAAUGGCUAGUCGGUAAUAAAACAAUCCUCGUGGGACGCAGGGCAGAAAAUAAAAAAAACGAAUGCAUUUCUCACUCUAUAUUGUUGCCCUUUUUAUUUUACGA